Saccostrea cuccullata (small rock oyster) is the source of this 2398-nucleotide messenger RNA. RefSeq lists its product as uncharacterized. NCBI's taxonomy places the organism in Eukaryota, Metazoa, Mollusca, Bivalvia, Ostreida, Ostreidae. The coding region runs from base 105 to 884 and encodes 259 amino acids. The record is from RefSeq and is a predicted model, not a curated record. The transcript is spliced from 6 exons.
UCACAUGAUAACGCCAGCAUUUGCUGAGUCGACCUUUCCUCGUGGUCAGGAGGCGAUUUUCACUUCGUCUUUUUCAACUUUCUGGGCUGAAAGUAAACUUUAAAAUGGCAGAAGCAAAACCCAGCCUCCAUCGUGAAGGUACAAUGGUGGUGACUGCAAAGGAAGGUAUUGAUUACCUUGAGGCAGAGGGUAAAACCAAACUUUUAGAGAUGCAAGGACUGAAGGACCCAGAGCCUGUACAGAACUCACUCAAAAGAGACGGAACAAUGGCUGUCACUGCAAAAGAGGCAGAGCAGCUGCUAGGAAAAAACAAACCAGAUGAUGACGCAAAGACAAGAGGCCAACAGCAUAAGAUUGAGGAGAUAAAGGAGGAAAAGCCCGCUAAAAAAGGUCGACUAGCAAAGGGGGUCACUAUGAUUGGAACUGCAAAGGAAGCUGCUCAAUUGCUCGGAGAUGAGAAACCUGACGCAGAUGCCAUGACCAGAGGACAACAAAAGAAAAUUGAUGAAAUUACAAAAGAGGCUCCACCCACUCCCAAGAAAGCUAGAAUGCAAAAACAGGGUACAAUGGCAGCUACAGCCAAGGAAGCGAAAGACCAUCUACUAGGAAAGGAAAAGUUAGGUGACACAAGAGCUGAGACAAAAGCUAAAAAAUCCAAACCCAGUGCCCCCAAACGGUCUACUACAAUCAAAAAGGCUAUUGAAGAAGCUAAGUUUGUUGUUCCCGAUAUAAAUGUUAACGAGGGAAGGAAGUUACGAUCUGCUGACAAGAAGCCUGCAAUGAAACGUGCAGGAACAAUGCAGACAACGGCAGCCGCAGGGAAAGAGUUCCUGAACAGGUCCAAGAAAGCCAAAAAAUCUGAAGAACCCAGUGAAGAAGAUUAGACAGUCUUGUGGUUGCUUCUGACAUAGGGCAGGUGGAACGGAGGAGAGACCUCAGCCUGGGGUGUGUGUUGUGGAGAGAUGGUUAAAAUAAUAUGGCAGCAUUUUUCUCCAUUUCUUUAAUGGAUAGAAAUAAAAAUCCUCCUGAUGCUUUUCAUAUUAAUAUAAUAUCCUUUUUUUAUUUUCCAAGGUAGAAUAAGUUUUGAUUAUCAAAUACUAUUUUGAAUUUUUUUCAAGAGAUCAAGAAUGAUUUUUUAUGAGUCUGGAAUAAUGUGUUUACAUAAGUAAUAAUGCUUGCGAGUUCUUGUCAGCAUAAAGGUACCUUAUUUGAGUUUCAUUAAAACUGCCUUUGAGCAUUAUGUGUGCAUGUUUGGAUUUACUUAUUAGCUGACAUGACUGAAAAAGAUCAAAUUGAUAGAGCCUGCUGCGCCAUUCACUAUCUUUGUAUAGAAGCCAUUCAUUUAUUGUAUUUUAGCCACAAAUUUUGUUUUGUCAUGGUAUAGAAAAAAGACUUUUUUUAUCAAUGUACAUCAAAAUUACUGUUCAUGAUAUUAAAUGGUAAAAGAUUCCAGUGUUAGGCCACUUUUGUGUAUAUUGUUUUGUAAUUUUGUGUUGUAUUUGAUACAAUCUGUGUACAUGUUCAUUGAUUGGUGUGUCAGAGGAGAACUUUCUUGUUUAGAUAAUUUUCUUUGUUUAUGAAAAUUUUAUAUCAUUUAUAUAUCAAAGUGUCAUUUAUGUGUAUCAAAGCAUUUAGAAGCUUACUAUUAUACUAUAUCCAGUUAUUAUCAGAAAAUUACUGCCAGAAAAUUCAAAUACAUGUACACUGUACAGUCAAGUAGUUGGGACCAAAAGCAAGACAGAUCCGAGAACCCCCCCCUUUUUUGAGUUGUUGUAGAACUGAUACCAACACGAAUAAGUUUAUUUACAAAUACUUGUGAUUAAGACUUUAAGAACAAUCCUUAGCCUUUUAUGGAUUUAGUAACUUUAUAUUAUAUAGUAUAUUUACAAGUACAUGUAAUGAACGAUUUCAAAAUAAACUGUAGCCUUUAUCGACAAAAGUUAAUGUUUUUAAAAAAGUGACAAUGUCUGUGAUUAUUUCAGUUUGUAGUGCCAUGAGGAUCAUCUGUGUUAAUGUUUUAAAAUUUUGAGUGCCCUAUUUUAUUUUAUUUUAUAUUUUUAAGACAAACAAAUCUAUUUAUCCCUAUAUACAUAGUUUGUAAGGUCUCGAUGUAUUUAUCAGAACACCAGUGACAUCAUCUCUGUGUUGAUUUUUUUAUGCAAUCAAAGUUGAGCACACUUACUUUUGAUGUGAAGUUCUGUGCCAGAGGCAGUUCUCUCUCCCUUUAGGUGCUUCUUGUUUUUCUUUGUAGUAUGUGUGUAGAACAGUGUGUGAUUUUUAAGACACUGUACAUGUAUAUGUGUCGUUUAAUACUUGGUUUUGAAUCUACUAGCUGUUUAGUAACAAAUUCUAUAUGUAUGUAUGAACACAAUUUAUUAAAAACCCUGAUCAAAAUUUA